Nipponia nippon (crested ibis) is the source of this 615-nucleotide messenger RNA. The record is from RefSeq and is a predicted model, not a curated record. Lineage: Eukaryota; Metazoa; Chordata; Aves; Pelecaniformes; Threskiornithidae.
AUGGGAACCAAGUGGUUUGCUGCGGCUUGCUUAAACCUCGUGGCUCUGAGGAGCGGGGGGAGUUCGGGCUACUCAGGAGAAGCCCACGAUCCCUCCGCCUUAGUGACAGGCCGGGGUGACCUUCGUGACAGACCUCUGCCCAGAGACCGCUCCCUGGCUGUCCAAAUAAAGCCUCGUAGUACAAAACAUCCAAACUCAGCCCGGGACAUAGAAAGCUUAGACAAGAGCCUAGAGGAUUUGCUGACCAGAGUGGAUGAAUUUGUGGGAAUGCUGGACAUGAUUCGAAGUGAUUCCUCUCAAGUUGUUAAUGAAAGUAUACCUCAAAUUUACACAAAAGCUACAGAAAUGAGACAGAUAUACAGGAAGAUUGACAAACUAGAGGCUUUUGUGAAGAUGAUUGGAAAUAGCGUAGCUGGACUGGAGGAACGGGUUGUAAAGGCAGAAACAGACCUCGGAGCUUUUCCAAGCACAUUCAAGAAAAUCUUGCACACAAUCAGCAUACCAUCCUUCCUUAAUAAAUCGUCUUCCUCACGACAACAACAGACCCUCUAUGAACCUCCAGUCCUCUUCAAGACUGAAGACUAUUUUCCAUGUCUUAAUGAAGCACCUUAUUGA